GGUGGGGCCGUGUGUAGCCCACCCACCCCCGACAUCCCAGUUUCUGUAGUGGGCCGCCCGCGCGAGUCUUGUUUCAUUACUCCCGGUGGGAAGGAUUAGACCGUAAGACUACCUGCAGGUUACGCUGUUGAUUUCACAGCUUUAUCUCCCCACGGUCCGGAGCUGUUUGCCUUGCACUGGAGAUAAUUUCUGUUACUGAGCUAAUAUUGACCAUCAGAUACAAGAAUAUUCAGCAAUUUGAUAACUGGAGAGUAAAUGAAGAGGCACAACAGCCAGUUCAGGAGAUUCCAAAAUCACCCCGCACCUCCUGUACCUGCAGUUUGUGUGGUGAAGCUACUCCCAGAUUGCUGUUUGAAAACGAGUGUGACAGUGGCCAGUCCAGAAUCUUCCAAAAUUGCUCUGCUGUCCUUGACCACCUUGAACUGCUGCAGUCCAUGUGGUGAAGCUACUCCCAGAUUGCUGUUCAGCAAGGACUUACAGGAUUUACAUCCAGUGGUGAUCAGGUACUGAUGCUGCCUGACCUGUUGAUUUAUUCCAGCAUACUGUGGUAGUAUCUUGCAAUGAAAGUGUUGCAGGCAUUUCUCGAAGGACUGAGUCUAGAAGCACUGAUGCACCAAUGAUAAGCUGCUUUAUACCAGGCUGAAUGUAAGAGGCACAUUUAUCAGCACGAAUUCCAAACAAACAUCCCAUCAAGAUCUGAGUGACUCGAUUCAUCAGGUGUUGAAAACCAUUGAUAUUCAACGAUUCUGAAGAAGGGUCUCGACCUGAAACAUCAAGCUUUCCUGCUCCUCUGAUGCUGCUUGGCCUGCUGUGUUCAUCCAGCUUCAUAUCGUGUUAUAUCUUAUAUUCAACAAUUGUCUGUUUUGUCUGAGAAAACCUUGCAAACUCACCGUAACAGAAAAUGCACUGAGGCACAUAUACCCAAGUGAGUGUUCCAGUGAAUGACUGUGGAGAGAGCUUGACUCAGACAGCCUGAAUAACAUCACUACCAUUCACAUUGGGGAGAAACUAUCCUUGCCCUGUGUUUGGGUAAGGAGUCAGCUAAUCAACCAAUAUGGAGAGAUACGAGUACAGCUGCAGCAUAGAGAAACCAUGGAAAUGUGCGGACUGUGGGAAGGGAUUCAAACGCCCGUCCCUGCUGGAAACUCAUAGACGCAGUCAUACUGGGGAGAGGCCACACACGUGUUCAGUUUGUGGGAAGGGAUUCACUCGGGCAUCUGCCCUUCGGCUACAUGAACGCACUCACACUGGAGAGAGGCCAUUUAUCUGCCCUGAGUGUGGGAAGGGAUUCAGUGGCUCAUCCACCCUGUGGAGACACCAGCGAGUUCACACUGGGGAGAGGCCAUUCAUCUGCCCCGAGUGUGGGAUGGGAUUCACGCGGUCAGCCCACCUGCUGACACACCAGCGAGUUCACACUGGGGAGAGACCGUUUAUCUGCCUCGAGUGUGGGAAGGGAUUCACUCAGUCAGCCCACCUGUUGACACAUCAGCGAAUUCACACUGGAGAAAGGCCAUUCCCUUGCUCCGAGUGUGGUAAGGCAUUUUCCCAGUUAUCCCACCUUAAGACACACCAACUUGUUCACACUGAUGAAAGACCUUUCAAAUGUUCACACUGUGAGAAGAAUUUUAAAAGCAGAUGUGAUGUGCUGAUACACCAACGCAUUCACACUGGGGAGAGGCCAUUUCCCUGCUCUGAGUGUGGGAAACGAUUUGUCCGUUCAAACAACCUUCUGAAACACCAGCAAAUACAUAUUGGUGAGAAGCUCUUACCGACUCCCUCUGUGGGAAAGGAUUUAUUCAGUCAUCCCACCUACUGAGACACCACUGAGUUCACAAGUGAUUUGUAGGGCAAGUAUCUUUUACUGUUAUUUUUCUCGAUAAAACCUUGAUCUAUCCCCUGGAGGGCAAGGAAGCAGAUGCAGUGGAAUGGGGAAAUAUGUGGUGCUUGUGAUGCGUCAUGAGGAGCUCAGCAGAUUUUGGCAUUGCAUUAUUUUAAACGCUGAAGCGAUAGAGGAAGAGACAGACUGUAACUUUGGUUCACCAUGUUAUAACUCAUUCAUUCAAAAAAGAGCAUCCCACUGCAGACAGAGCUGGGCACACACAGAUACCCAACACACUGACAUACAGAAAGGCACAAAACAAGAUUUGUAGACACUCGAACACGACUGUAUAGAUACAAAGAGACACCAUGUCCCUCAGAAUGUGAACUGAAAGAAUUGUAGAUGCUGUUAAUCCGGAACAAAAACAGAAGUUGCUGGAACUGUCUUGAGGAGGGGUCACUGGACCCGAAACGUUAAUUUUUUUUUUUGUCAUCACAGAUGCUGCCAGACCUGCUGAGCUUUUCCAUCAACUUUUUGUUUUUGUCCCUCAGAAUAUGGUCAGGGUUAUGCAGUAGAUCUGUGUGACUACUGUUUGUUAAAUGGAUUGACUCAUUUGUAGAAUUAUCAAACUUAUUAGAGGUGAACUUGCUGACUUGUUCAUUCAGUCCCACUUCCACCUUCUGUUGAUCUAUGUGAAAAUCUUGUUUCCCUUGUGGAAUAAACUUGUGUCCAUUGAUUGCAGAAGCCUGUGUCGU
Messenger RNA from Stegostoma tigrinum, 2574 nucleotides. Its product is annotated as gastrula zinc finger protein XlCGF7.1-like. The record is from RefSeq and is a predicted model, not a curated record. NCBI's taxonomy places the organism in Eukaryota, Metazoa, Chordata, Chondrichthyes, Orectolobiformes, Stegostomatidae. Bases 1055 to 1816 code for a protein of 253 amino acids. Gene Ontology annotation, molecular function: DNA-binding transcription factor activity; RNA polymerase II cis-regulatory region sequence-specific DNA binding. The transcript has 5 exons. Gene Ontology annotation, biological process: regulation of transcription by RNA polymerase II.